This is a messenger RNA of Orbicella faveolata, 4486 nucleotides long. RefSeq names its product NPC intracellular cholesterol transporter 1-like. Gene Ontology annotation, cellular component: membrane. The record is from RefSeq and is a predicted model, not a curated record. Gene Ontology annotation, molecular function: sterol binding. Gene Ontology annotation, biological process: sterol transport. Lineage: Eukaryota; Metazoa; Cnidaria; Anthozoa; Scleractinia; Merulinidae.
CGACUGAUCACAGCGAGCUUUACUUACCACGCUUACGAUUCUCCGGUUUCUCUUUCUUGAAUCGGAUUUGACUGCAAAGUAUUUGGCGCUUUCUACAAGUAUUUGUCAGCAAACGAGGGAAAAACAUUUGAAAAAAUUGUCAAGCAGCAACCGUAUAAGUAGUAUUUUUGUAUAAGCUUGAGAAAAUGGUUAGGACAGAAACAUUUCUUCGUCCGAUCGUUCUUGUUAUGGCUGCUUAUACCUUCACGGCGUUGGCAGAUCAGGUUAUGAGCGACACAGCGCCAAUUCACAAGAAGGGUUAUUGCGUGUGGUAUGGUCAAUGUACGACUGGACCCAAAGCUAAGAACUGUCUGUAUAACGGACCGGCGAAACCUUUGACCGAUCCCAAGGGUUUGAAGGUGCUGAACAGCUUAUGCCCUGAAUUUAGGGGUCAACAUACUUGCUGUUCGACAAAACAGUUGGAUGCUUUGUCCAGCAAUUUAGACACCAUGGCGCAGCUGACAACUCGCUGCCCUGCCUGCUGGAACAACAUGAGAAGAUUGUACUGCCAGCUGACUUGCAACCGCGAUCAGUCCAUGUACAUGGACCCCAGGACGGUCGAUAAUUAUACUGGUCCGGUUAAAAUAACGCAGAUGAACUACUAUGUUUCUCCUACCUUCAAGCAAGGUCUCUUCGACUCUUGCAAGGACGUUAACUUUCCAGGGAAUAACGAGAAAGUGCUGAAUUUGCUUUGUGGGCCGACGUCAGCCGGGAAGUGUACCGCGGAAUUGCUGCUGAGGUAUAUGGGAAAUACCGCGAAUGGAUUCGCGCCGUUCGACAUCUUUUACCCAUCGCUGCCCAGAAACUCUACCAUGUCUCCGAUGAACAUAACUGUUUUUAAAUGCAACAAGCAGUUUAUCGACCCCCAAACGAACAGGACAGCGAGCCCUUGCAGCUGCCAAGAUUGUGCGGCAUCCUGUCCCGUCCGUCCCACUCUCCCACCCCAACCAACGCCUCGCAAAAUCUUAGGACUCGACCUUCUCUCAUUCAGUCUUUUGGUAGCCUACAUAGGAUUACUGGUGAUUUUCUUUCCAGUCAGUCUUAUUUGUGCAAUGAGAAAGAAGCAGAAAAGUUAUGCAUUGGUGCCUGAUAAUGCGCAGGCCAACCUCAAGUACAGUGGUGGCUCCUACCCCCCUGUAACAAGCUCCUCCGUACCAGUUAUGGUAGACUCUUCACCUGGACUGUGUGAACGGUUGGGAAGCAAAAUGGAGUCUGUGCUCCGUCACAAGUUUACCAAGUGGGGUGUUUACUGUAGCACCCAUCCAUUUCUUGUCAUGGGCGGCUCUCUUUUAGUUGUAGCAGCUUUAGCAUGUGGUCUCGUCCGAUUCACUGUAACUACUGAUCCUGUGGAGCUGUGGUCUGCACCUAACAGCAUAGCACGGAAGCAAAAAGAUAUCUUUGAUUCCAAGUUUGGCCCUUUCUAUCGCACAGAGCAGCUUAUCAUCCGGUCCACCUAUCCCACACCUGCUGGUUACAAGAGAUAUGGAGAUCAAAAGUUUAUUCCAUUUGGCCCAAUCUUUCAUUUGGACUUACUAAAUCAGGCUUUGGACCUUCAGAAUCACAUCACCAACAUGAAGGUUCCUUUUGAGGGUUCCAACAUCACUCUGGAAGACAUCUGCUUUCAGCCACUGGCACCACAAAAAAACAAGUGUACCAUCCAAAGUAUCUUCCAGUAUUUCCAAAACAGCAAAACCAAGCUCAACAAAUGUAUCACCAGUCUCAACUACAACUGUUCCAGUCCACUCGGGAAACUUGACUUUCGUAAGGGCGAUUUUCAUGAUCAUAUCUUACUGUGUACAAGUUCUCCAACGUCCGUCAAUGACACCAAAUUAAAUGAACCAUGUCUUGGUGCAUAUGGAGGCCCUGUGAAUCCAAAUAUUGCAUUAGGCGGCUUUGAUGGUACUGCCUAUGAGAAUGCUACGACCAUGAUUAUUACUUUUGUGGUUAACAACUACCAAGAGAAAAGCAAACUCGCCAAGGCAAUGGCUUGGGAAAAGGCCUUUCUGAAGUACAUGAAAGAUUAUGUCCGGAACAGCUCCAACGCAAAUCUCACAAUCAGUUUUUCAGCAGAGCGUGCUAUUCAAGAUGAGUUGGAUCGUGAGAGCAACACUGACAUCAUCACCAUCUUUGUCAGCUAUAUGAUCAUGUUUUUAUACAUCACAGUCGCUCUUGGACAGUUCAAGAGUUGCAGCAGAAUUUUGAUCGACUCUAAAAUUACUUUGGGAUUCAGUGGUAUCCUGAUUGUGUUAUUCUCGGUUGUGGCAUCACUUGGUUUUUGGAGUUACAUCGGUGAGCCUGCAACACUCAUUAUCAUUGAGGUGGUUCCUUUCCUUGUCUUGGCUGUGGGCGUGGACAACAUCUUCAUUCUGGUACAGGCAUACCAGCGUCAGAACAAUUACAUUGACGAUGAUGUCCCUCACAAAGUCGGACGAGUGCUGGGUGAAGUAGCACCUAGUAUGCUUUUGACUUCUCUGUCAGAGUCGGUUGCCUUCGCACUGGGUGCAAUGUCUACAAUGCCUGCAGUUCGAAUAUUUUCCUUGUAUGCAGCAGCGGCAGUGUUUUUUGACUUCCUGCUACAGAUUACAGCUUUUGUAGCUCUGUUGUCUCUGGAUUCCAAGCGUCAAGAGAACAACCGCUUGGAUGUGCUUUGCUGCAUCAAGGAGCCUAAGUACAACACCCCAAGUGAUCAAAUGACGUGUGUGUAUACUUUUAUGAAGAGCUAUUUUGCAGAAGCUUUGCUUUCAGAUUUUAUUAGGCCAAUUGUGAUUGCCCUUUUCACUGGAUUGCUGUUUGCAAGUAUUGCUGUUAUCCCAAAGAUUGAUGUAGGUCUUGAUCAAGAGCUUGCACUACCCAAGGACUCUUUCCUCCUCAAAUGGUUCAAAGAUAUGAAAGACUACCUACAUGUUGGUCCUCCAGUGUACUUUGUGCUGAAUGAUGGGUAUGAUUAUGAACAUCCCAAGGGACAGAACAUGAUCUGCGGCUCAGCUGGGUGCAAGGCAGAUUCACUGGUACAGCAAAUCUAUGUUGCUUCACUGUUACCUGAAGAAUCCAAGAUAGCCGUGUCAGCAUCCUCUUGGUUGGACGACUACUUCAGCUGGGUAGCACCCAACGGUCAAGCCAGUUGCUGUCGUAUGAAGUACAUGAAGAAUGAAACAUGCUUCUCAUCAACAGUCAAGCCACCUGGUGGUAAUUCAACAACGCCUGUGCCUAAAAUGAUCUGUUACAACAAAACGUUGCCUGUCUCACCUCAUGUAUUCUGUAAUGCAACAGUUGAUGAUCCAUUGUGUUUACCAUGUCUUAAUGCAAGCCAGAAGGGAGAAAGACCUACUCCAGAGCAGUUUGAUAAAUACCUGCCUUUUUAUCUCAAAGACAACCCAGAGACAAAAUGCACCAAAGGUGGCCAUGCAGCUUAUGGACACGCCCUUCAGUUAGAUGUAGGUGUCAAAAAAGUUCCUGGACGUUCCUUUGAAGUUUCUAACGCAGUUUUCUUUGUUGUUUCAGCUGCCAUCUUUGUUGUCACUUUUGUUCUUAUGGGAUUUAACUUGAGUAUAGCUGUUAUCGUGACCUUCACAGUGGCUAUCAUUAUUGUCGACCUGCUGGGUCUCAUGUACAUAUGGGAUAUCUCUCUCAAUGCCGUGUCGCUGGUUAACCUUGUCAUGGCUCUUGGUAUAUCAGUUGAAUUUUGCUCACACAUUGCACGGGCUUUCGCUGUGAACAGACAAGACUCUAGGGUAGAAAGAGCGAAAGAAGCUCUAGCAAAAAUGGGCAGCUCUGUGCUGAGUGGAAUCACGCUAACCAAAUUUUCUGGAAUCUUAGUGCUUUACUUCUCAAAGUCUCAAAUAUUUCAGGUUUUCUACUUCCGUAUGUAUGUUGGCAUAGUUAUUUUAGGUGCUCUCCACGGGCUGUUAUUCCUGCCGGUCCUUUUAAGUUACGCCGGCCCAGCGCCCCGUAAAGUGGCCCCCAUCGACGCGUCAGAUAGUUCCUCAACCAAUUCUGAGCGAGCUCCGUUAGUAAGCGUCUUCUACUUUCGCAUGUAUCUUGGAGUCGUGUUGAUCGGAGCGCUGCAUGGACUGAUUUUUCUACCUGUGCUUCUAAGUUACGUCGGACCGCUGUCGUCCAGGUCGGUAACACUGGUCGACGAAUCUUCCAUGAGACCUCAUUUCUUAGAAGGUACAGAGGAGAGGCGACCGCUCCUUGGCCAAGACCGCACGACAAUUCAAUGAAAUUACAAUGUUAAUAAAUUAUGGGACAUAAAUGAUCCAUUGUGCCGGGCUAUUAACGUUUAAAAUAAUAUCUAAUCAAAUUAAAUGCGAAAAAAAAAAAAAAACAAUAAAGAAUUGUAUACUAGGAAAAGACGCGUAAAAUUUUGUAAGUGGUUUUUGCUGAAGUGUAGUGUUAACUCUGUUGGACUUGUUAGUUAAAGAAAUAAAGCUGCUGGCCUUUUAUC